AACAUAUCAUUUUGGCGAUAUUGUACAGUGCACAAACUUUUAUUCGCGAGGUAUGACCUGGCUGAACUUUCUGUUAACUUUACUUCUGUAUGAAGCAAUUAGUUUCGUACGAGAAACAGGUAAGCACCUCGAAUCAGAAUUUAACUUUACCGUUCUAGCAGGCUGUAAUGUGCUAAGGUGAGUUUUCUCUAUCUUCGCUUAAAAGUAUUGUUUUUAUAUGAAUUUUGUUGUUCUUUCGCAAAGAGCAAGCACCAUCCUUUCUUUCGACUCCCUCAAGUCCAUUGUAUCCGGUGGAAAAUUACAACAUCACCCUUCAGUGGACAUACACUCUUGAUGGUUCUCUUCUGGAUGACAUAGAAGUAAUUUUCACUCCUGAUUCCCCCUCACCUUCUGCACAAAGAAUUGCGAGGUAUAGGAGUGGAGGCACAACUCAGGUGGCUAGUGACGUCCAAGAUCGAUUCCUUUUUAGUUUAACAGAUAGUCAAUCAACAAUGACAAUCCUUCGCUCCCAAAGAUCAGACAGCGGAACGUAUGAAUUGACUGUGACUCCCGACGACUUUCUCUCAACUACCAUCAAAGACAGCGUCAAGAUUUCAGUGAAAUGUAAGUACAUCGUUUUUCCUUAUUUUCUCCAAGAGACUUCUACAAUAAUACUGAUAAUGAUAAUAAUAAUAAUAAUAAUAUUAAUAAUAAUGGUAAUGAUAAUGAAUAUGAGAGUGAUGAUUUUCACCUUGAGACUUGUUGUUUUAUGAACUAUUAAAUUAGUGAUGAUUGAGGGGCUUAGUUAGGCCAUACUCGUGUUGGAGGUACUGUAUGGCUUUGUCACUGAUUAUUAAACAUGUUCUCUCACUUUUAAAUUACUUGUUUGUUAGUAUUUGUGUAAAUCAGAAUGAGGAUCUUUCUAUUUGCUGUCACUUUAGCUUCAAACUUUCUGUUGCAAAGUCAGCCAUUAUACAUGUUUUCAGAUAGCACAGAUAUUGCAUUUUAAAAUAAAAUUAAAAUUUAAUGGGUGCUGUCAUUGGUUGAAAGAGUGUGCUCUAUGAGAGUAUAGAGCAUAGAGCUGAGCUAAAGCUGUCAUGCCAUCUGCCAAAUUGUAUUAUGUCCAACCUUUUCCGGGACUUCUCUUUUGUUUUGUUUUUUUCCUUAAUUGAAAGUAAGAUUUCGGAAGAAACAAGCUUGCAAGUAGCAACAGAAGAACCAAACAAAGGUUUGUAAAAAUACCAGGUGCCGUAAUUCACGCUAUUAUAAGGUGAGCAGAGGCGAAAAUCCUCAAAGAGAAAACAAAAUGGGCAGUCUGAGUUUUAAAGGUUUUCAGGCACAGUUAAAUUGCAAGCUUAUGUACUGUAAUAAAAAUCAAAUACAGCUAACACCUGUAUAGUAUAUAAAGUUUCAUAUUCAAAAACAAAACAGGAAAAAUGACAAAUAUAACCAAACUGGCAUAACUGUUAAAAUUUGUACUAAUCAUGAUGGUGUCAGAGCAAAUGCGGUCAUGCUGAGGUCCAUUGCAGCUAGCUCAUCAUGGUGAUCUUCAGUCAUCGCAGUGAAGCAAGCCUCAGGAACUACAUCGGCCACCCUUCGAGUGAAAAAGUAAGAGCUUGCUCUGAUAUCCUUUCUGAUGCAGUGAGUGGAAGGCCACAUCUGAGUCAUUGCAGCCAAGUUUUACAGCGCUAUCAUCCUGAGCGAUCUUCAUGUUCCAGUGAAUUCGGCUGUUGUUCAUUCAUUAAACACUUGCCUUAAACAGUUUGUUUUCUACUUGUCAUGUGAAAAAACUUGCGUUUUUUUAUGGGCCACAAUUUGGCCAAAUUUCAGUGAACAUUCCAUUUUCAGAUUCUGUAUUAGAGACAAAAAAACUUUAGGCAGAAGUGUUAGAUUCAACCUGCUGAACUAUUUAAGUUUGUAAACUAUUUUAGAAUGUGAACUUUGAUGGUUUGACAUUUUUGACAGAUUUAGUCUUGAACAGCCAAUCAGAUUAUUUGAACCAUUCUAUCAGGGAUUCUGAUUGGCUUAUUAUAGCAUGCUUUAUGAGUGUAUAGAGCAUGCUGAUAACACUGUUGUUCACUUUGGAAAUAAAGUUUGUCUUGAAAAUUUAAAGGAAUGCUUGGGGAAUUUAGUGGAUUCUUUAUUCUAAAACAAAUAGAGAAGCCUUGACUGUGCUCUGUUCUGUUGUAAAGCACUUAGGAAGCAGCUGGAGCACUCAAGAAGUGGGGAGAAACACAAGACAUAGUGGAUAGUUUCUCCCUACACUUCUUUUGUGCUCUAGCCAAUUCCUAUGUGCUUGAGCACAGUAAAGGCUUCUUUAUUUGUUAAACAAAAAUUUGAAUUAAUUUUGACACUGAAGUGACCAUAUAGAACCAGAGUAAAUUAGAUUCAAAACUCACUUGCUCAAAAUAAUUCUUUUAGAUACAUGACACUUUGGUGUGUCUCCAUAUGAUAGUGAGUCGAAAGUUACGUGCUUUCAUUUCUCUAAUAAAGUUAAUUUUAUAGGCACCUUCCCUUUCAGAAUAACAAUAUGAAUACAUCAUCAAGUUUUUGGUAGAAAUGUGAAUAAUUUGCAGCUCCCAGGUCUUUUCCUUCAACUUCAAUAAAUGCUGUGAAAUGAUUUUGUUCUUUCACAUAGGAUGGCUGAAAAUUUUUCAAAAUGUUACAACAUACAUGCCAUGCUAUGUUUGCUUGAUCAAUAUUUUGUAUGUUUCUGCUGCUGUCAGGAUUGUGAUUAUGUUACAGAAUUAUGGUCUUAGCAUCCCAGAUAGACCAUUUGAAAAAUUUUGCUUGCAAAACUAAUUGUCUUAUUUGGUUUGUCUCAGUAAAUUUAAUUUCCACCAUAAACUUAAACAGUAGAAUAUAUUCUUGUUUCAAGCACCCUCCUGCCCCCUUGAGAACUUCUCAUUCCAAAGAGGUAGAACAGUCCAAUAAUUUUCCAUUUCAAGCACUUUUUCAUGUAUGUAAAUAUGUAUUGUAUAUGUAUUCAAAACAACAAUAUACAUGUUCUGUCUUCAACACAAAACAACAUGGCUGAAGUUUUCAUUUCCAAGGACAUGAGAAAUAUUUUAUUGUUUCAAGAACUUUCUGACACCUUGUGUUAUAUAUGGUGCUAAAAAUCAAGGAUAGAAAUGAUAUUUUACUCUUGGGUUCAAUGGAUGAGGUUAGUUGUUUUAUAGAGAGAUGACCAUUUUUAGUACAAUUUGGUUGAGAAUUGCACAAAAGGUAUCAGAGAUGACCUUUGUUUUUCUGACUCCUUGCACUGGAUAAAUUUAAUUUUACUACUGAGACUCUUAUGAUGGCCUCUAAAACUCUGACCUAUAAUUUAAAGGCAAAUUUUGACGUGGUUACCUUACUUUGAACAAAUAUAUUCUGGAGCUGAAAAUUCAAGUAUAGGUUUCUAUUAGUUGUUUUUACUUGACAUGAUUGAUGCUAUUUGUAUGCUUAGUAUAAAAAAGUUUAACAUACUGCCGUCCAGAUUUGGGAAAUUUUUGCUCAAUUAAGGAAUUAAUAAAUGAAACCACUACUGUUUGUUCAUACUGGUAACUUUGUGGGUUUGAUUCCACUGCAACAGAAGCGUGAGCGGCUAUGUAGCUAAUCAUCUACAUGUGCCUGUCACCUUAAUUAGUAAAUGUAAUGACUAGUGAAGGUAUUAAUUGCCCUCAGUGUGAACACUGUGCAUGGCUCAUAGCUGUGAAAGGUUUAGUGAAUUAACUAUCUGCGAGUGAGUAGCAACUUUGUGUAUACAUGGUAAAAAAAUUCAGUGAAUUCUCUAUUUGUCAAUGUUUGUGCCUCCUUUAUGAUAGAUGCAUCAAAGAUCAACUACACCUCUGGUAAUCAGACCCUGAAUGAAAGUGACACAAUAAAUCUAACAUGUGUGGCUGAUGGUAAUCCAACUUCAAAUAUCACCUGGACAAGAGUUUCUGACAACAAAGCUGUGGCCUUCCCUCUCAUCAUCAGUGGUAAACAAGAUGAAGGAGGCUACAAGUGCACAGCAAGUAAUGGUAUUGGAAGCCCUGACAGCAGGAUUGUCCAUGUUUUUGUACAGAGUAAGUUUUAUAAGAGGAAUACCUAUCCCUUUUGGUUUAAGGUUAGUCAUUCUCUUUGCAAGGAAUCCCUAACCUGAAAGCUAUUUUAGUCAGAAAAAAGGAGAGGUAUGCUUCAGCAAGCAAUUCUUUAAUUUUAUCUCCAGUGUUGAAUUAAGUGCAUAAUGUUUCCAGAAUAUUAACAUUUUGUCUCCACUUAACCAACACAUAUAGUAUAGAAUCGAGUAAGUUCACCUAAUGAGAGCAUUUAUUCAUUAAUCUCAAACACUUAACAAUAAUUCUGCUAUUUACACUAACUUAAACAAUGGCCCUAUGAUUUGUGAUCAUGCUUAGGAAAAUAUGCUUUAAUGUUAUUCCUUAAACAGUUGAAAACUUACUGGUAGUUAAUGGAUGGCUAACAGCAUGAAAACCAUGCCAAUGUUUUGUGCUUACACUCUAAUGGCCAAAUAGUUAAUGGAUAGCCCUUGUGUUCUAACAGUUUUUGUAGGUGUUGCCCAGUUGCAUGUUUGCCUCCUGGAGUCAAACAAGUUACCCUCCAUAUUUACCUGUUUGCCCUCAGAUGUUUCAGCAUUUUUCCUUACCACAAAACUUUCCUUUUUUGUUGAAGUCAAUGUAGUCUAAUGCUUGAUUAAGAGAACAUACCAAGUGGCUAUGAAAAGCUUAGUUUAGAGAUACUUACAGCAAUAAACAGUCUACCAGGAGUGUUUUAAUAGAGUGAUGGUUUUGGCAAAAUUCUAAGGGACAGGGAGGUACAUAGUAAUUAAAAUUUGUUGUGAGGGCAAGCAUAAGAAACUGUUAAACCAUUUAGGUAAAUCAAGGCUGUGCUCUAACGGCGCCCGGUCGCCUGAGGCGACUAACAUUUGGCCUCGGGCGACUGAAAAUAUUUUCUUGGUCGCCCGGCCGGGCGACUGGCUGGUGUUGGUUUCUUGAUUUACAGUCAAAAAAAAAAAAAGAAAAUGUUGUUCAAUCGGGCGCGCGUUGAUAUUCAAAGGUCGUUCCACGUGAAUUUACGUGUAACAUAAUCAUCGACUUAAAUGAUCCUGACAAGCUGCACAGUUUUCGAUUUUAACCGCUUUUCCAAAUAGUAUUAUAAUUUUCCCUUUAAAUUAGGAUGGCUCGUUAGUUAGUUUUUGAAAAGCAAUUGUUACUUCUGCUCUGACAGGCGUAAAGUACGGUCGACGAUUAAUAAAUCGCUAAAUGAACACGGGAGUCGUUCUUUUAAAAGAAAAUGUUGUUCCAUCGGGCGCGCGUUGAUGUUCAAAGGUCGUUCCACGUGAAUUCACAUGUAGCAUAAUCCUUGACUUUGAACUUGACUAGCUGCACAGUUUUCGAUUUUAACGGCUUUUCCAAUAGCAUUAAAAUUUUUCCUUUAAAUUGGGAUGGCUCAUCAGCUAGUUUUUCAAAAGAAGUUGUUACUUCUGCUCUGAUAGGCGUAAAGUACGGUCGGCGAUUAAUAAAUCGCUGAAUAAACACGGGAGUCGCUCUUCUAUGCUAAUUUAAUAUUUUAGCCGGCUUUUUACUGCCGAGUCUGCGAGGCAAAAACGUAACUUAAGAUUGUUUUUCCAGUAAAACACGAUGUAUAAAAAAGAAAAGAUACGUUUUUUUUUGUGAUUGUUUUAGAAACGGGUAUAAACUCUAUAAGUCCCGCGUUGUCCUUGGUGUCGUGACAAGUUAUUACGUAUCACGCACUAAAAAUAAAAUCGACCGAAUCCACAAAAAGCUCAUUUGUCUUGAACAUUUCACCGAUAGGUUUUCAGGAGGUCAAAGGAUACGAUGUUUCAUGAACAUAAAAACAAUAAAUAAAUGCACAUAGUUCUAUUUGACUCGUUACGAAAACAGUUUGUUUAAUUUUUAAUAAUUAACUGACUGAUUUAUUAAUUUGGGCGACCAACUAGGAGGCCCGGGCACCUCAGCUAAAACGCUUGGGAGCCCGAAGGGCUCCCUGAAAUUUUCCUUAGAGCACAGCCUUGUAAAUACUUUGUGGUAUUGCAUCACUCUUGCAGUAGUUAUGCAUCGGUGAACAUUGCUAAGAAUCUGCAUGUUGAUCAAACUGUGUUAUGGUUUAACUGUGAAAUUGAAUGUUGAUGGAAAUAUAUUACAAUUCCUCAGAAAACAUCACUUACUUUCAAGAAAUGAGUUGAAAGAUUUGAGAAAACUCUUAAAGGGUGGGGCAAAUUUGUUGUACACCUGGCCCUGGUCAUUCAAAAGUUGGAUAACGCUAUCCACUGGAUAAAUCUCCAUCCAGUGGAUAGUGCAGAAAGCUUUACAGUCAUUUAUCUGCUGGAUAGCAAUUUAUCCAAUAGAUAAUGUUAUUCAUCCUUUAUACAACUGGGCCCUGUGCUUCAGGGUGAGGCAAAUUUGUAGUACAUCCGUACUUCAGGGGACAAACUUACAAAGGUGACAAAGGGUGAAACGUAGAGAUACCACUCUAACUCUAUAUCAAGAGCUAGAAGUGUAACAUUCUUCAGGCUACCAAUUAAUAAUUUCUCAGAAUGCUUGAAGUGCUAAAAGAUUAGUUUAUCAAACCUAAAGUUGAAUUAAAGAUGAACGCAAUGAAGGAAUAUUCAAAGAUCAUACUUGAACUUAUCAGAAAAUGUCAUCCUUUCAGUAGUGAGCUUGUCUUUCUCCAUUGCAUGUUAGGGCCAGAAUUAUGUGUACAUGUCCCAAACAUGCUCUUUAAAUAUUCUUCAAGGAUAUAUUCCAACAGCAGUUGGGAAAAAAAAUUUCAAAUAACAAGUUACUACAAUUAUAUGCAAAGAAAUUGACUAAAAAAACAAAAUAAAGGACAAUAAAAGACACUUCCAAACAUUGUAUGAGAUCUAGGAACAAACUGCCUGGUUAAAGAUGAUAUACAACAAUUUAGGAAAACAAUCCAGCAGAGUUAAAUGAUAAAUCUGAAUGAAAAAAUUUGCAGGAAAGAACUUAUACGAAUGACACAAACAAAGGAAAAUUAUGCAACAAUAUCAGAAUAUCAAUGAAAGUAGGGACUUGAAAACAAAAGAACAUAAUGAAAAUGUGACAAAAGUAAAAAAUUAUAAAUUCUUAAGAAAUAAUUUUGGCAGGAACACCUUCCUUUAAGACUUCUUCAUAUUCUCAUGACUUUUGACUGAUGCUGCAGAUACAUUUAAAUUCUUGUGAUGAUUUUAGAGUGAUUCUGGCCAUGGGUUGUAGGUCACACUUUCUGCUGCUUGUGAGACAACUGAUUCAGGUACAUUGUAUUUACUGAAAAAAGAAUAAUAUUGCCAAUUGAUUUGAAUUCAUUGUAGACUACCGCCCAAUAAACACCAAUGUGACAACCAAUCUCACUGACAACACCAUUCUUGUGAAUGAAACGUUUAGUAUCACCUGCAGUGCACAGGCCAACCCACCUGCAAAGUAUCGAUUCUACAAAGGUAAUGAGUAUAUCAGUGGUGCAGACAAAAAUGCAGUGAUUACAACUUCAGUUAGUGAAAGAGUAAAGAUGGUGAACUACAGCUGCAUCCCAUUCAAUUUUUAUGGUAAUGGAACCACAAAGGCAACAGCAGUGACAGUGCACUGUAAGUAUUUGAUUGUAUAAGUUCCAUAGACUACUGAAGUCAGCGUUAUGAAUAUGUUUAAUGUACAUGCACAUGUUUGUAUAUUUUAUUUCCUUGAAUAAUGAUCCACAUUCACCCCUUAGGCCACAUUGUUAAACAAGUGCCCCUCUCAAAUAAGCAACCUGCCCUCCUCCCUCACUUUCUUAAAUAGUAGAGAAACAAGGAAAAGCUGUUUAUAUUGCCACUCUUUCAUAUAAUUUUAAGCUUCAACUACUGCAAAAUCAGGCAGGGGAAAACUCUCUUCUCUGUUAAAGUCAUUUCCAUUUAUUUCUAUAUCUGCAUGGAGAGUUCCUUUUAUGUGCAUUACUUGUUCUUUAAAAUUUAGCCUUAUUUCUUCCUUCCAAUAAGCACCCCUUGUUUAAGCUAAAAUUUUAAAUAAGCACUCAGGCACUUGUUGAAAGAAACAUUGUAUUAAAGGAUUUUAAAACAUCAUAAUAAACACUUAUAGUUUGUUGUUUGGACAGAGCGCUCUGUAUAGUCCCCUACACCUAACUUUUGAUUUGAAUUCAUUGAAAGUUCAGCUAACAUACAGGGUUUUCAAAAGAAUAUGGAAGAGUUCAGUAUUGCUAUUUACUACUGUAGAAUGAGACUCAGCGCCAAAGGGCAAGUGCUUUUGACCCUCUAAGCUAAGUAACAUAUUAAAUGUGUCUCCUUCAUUCAUGGGGAAUAAUUGUUUCCAUUGCACAAGCAAAUUUUAACAAUUUUAUUUUCUUUUGUUCACAUGCUUUGUAAACACAAACUAGGAAAACUGGAAAGUUUAAUUCUGGAACUCAUUUCCAAUAUUUACUAUAAAUUUAUAAGACCUCUGCUUAAUGGUCAUCUGAAUUACAGUUGUAAGACAGGGUCACUUGGAAUUCCCAAAUGCCUACUACUUCUUCUAAACAGGCAUCAUUUCAAAUCACAAUCAAGAGAAUGUGUGGUCUGAAUUUUUUAUUUUAAUGUUUGGUCUCAUUAUUUAUUGUCUCACUUGUGCUGGGCAAAUUCAAGGAUUAGCUCCACUGAGCUACAGUUGUCUAAAUUCAAGGCUAUCAUGGCUGAUGUAUCAACCUUAUAACUCCCAAGAUCUCAUUAGUAAUUCUCCUUAUUGUCUGCUGUACAGUUCUUGUGAUGUAAGUUUGGAGAAUUUGGUAUUGGAUCAACUCAUAAUCCCCUAAUUGAUAUUUCUCUUUAUUCACUUCACUUGUCUGCGUGAUAUUGUAAGGAGAAAUUCUGUCUCAAGGGGGCUAAAGGGUUAAGCUACACGUGGAAUCACUGCUUGUGGUGAGAAAGGUGUGAGCUCCACAUACUUUUAAUAUAUUUGCAUGAGGGUUGUGGUGAGAUUCAAAUUGCAUUUAGUUUGAUUUCUGGAUCACUAAUUUUAGUUUACCUCUCUUAGGUGGUCGGUCUCUAUAAGAAAAAAAUCUAGCUUUUUCUUAUAAGGCUGCUGCCCGGAGAGAAGUUUGACUGUAUUUGUCAAUCUUGCUUUUGGUCUGGUGGAGACCUUUUACACAUUUGUGCACUACGAGGGCAGGGUUUAGAAAUUGUUGCAGAAUCAGUAUUUUGUGUUUAUUAGAUAUGAAGUUGGUAUAUGUAAACAUCAAAUAUUUGGUGUGAAAACACAAAGUCUGGUAAUAUCCCAAUAGGUUGGCUCUCCAAGGGUUUAAUUUGUCUAAAAUGUUGCUGAGAUUAGCCAUAAUUUCAAGUACUACCUGGUAUCAUGGUUCAUUCUUGAGAAAUUUGUGGUGGAUAUUGUACUGUCUCAUAUCCCUCUGAGAAUAUUCUACAGCAAAAGGUUUUUGCACUUCAGUUCUUGAAGGGAAAUUGCAAGAUACAAGGUUGUGUCAACUCUAUGGGAUGCCUUUGAAAAUAUUCAGAACACUUUCAGAAAUUUUUAGACAUCUGUUCGAAAUUAAAUCAGGUCCUCCACAAAAAUGCUGGCAUCCUAAGAAAUAAAAAUCUUAUUCAUUAGCCUGACUCAAUGAAACUUGACUGGUAGAACAGAAUGCCUAUUUGAAUUGCUUUAUCAAGUGAGAUCCUUCAACACCUUAUUUUUGCUUUCUAGGGAAGAAAUCACUUAUCAAAUAAUCCUUAAGCACUUGAUGAAAAUAAACAGAUUUAGAGCACUCUCCUCUCCCAAUAAAGUACUUGUAAACAAAGGGAAUACAUGUCUGUAGCUUGUUUAAAUUAAGAAGUGUAGCAUAAUUUUAAACUACAUGUGUAGGUAAUAAUGACAAAUUCAAGACAGUAAGCAUAUUGAUAUAUAAUAGCAGGCUUUGUACAUAAUUAUGUGCAACAUGUAUAAUUAAUGAUGUUUUUCUUUUUCUCUAUUUGUCUUGUGGCUGAUUGAAACAAGGGUUUACCAGUCUGAAAGAUAGCAGAGAUGAUUAAAAACAAUAUAUGCUUAAGCUGAGAGGUGUACAACAUGUACACGUAGAGUCUGCCAUUUGAACUGUGUGGGAAACUGGAUGACAAGGUCACUAUAAAGAAGGGGCCGAACUUGUAGAAAUGCUUAUUAUUAUACUUUUUAUGCAGUGCUAACCAGCAGCCAAAAUGCAGCAAAAAUUUGUUUUUGUGAAAUGUUAAAAUGUUGAAUGAAAAUGAAUUUUCAUUAAUUUUGUACAGAUAUCUAUGAGUGAUAAAUUUAAAUGGGCAUUUAAAACAAAGCUAGACUGAAGUAAGUUAAAGUGAAUGUUAGUUAUUAAUUCAUGAAAAGGCUUUCCUCCCUUGAAUGCUUAAUGACAAACCUGUCAAUUGCUUUUGAACUGAACCCAGAGACUGGAAGAGCAAUGGUGUGAUAUUAUUCUCUGCCUGAAAGAUAGAAGAUUGCAACCAUUUAAAAAACUAGUGAACAAAUGAUGGAUGUUUUUCUCCUUGAAAAAUGUCUGGGCAUGUAGAUGUUAUAUGCUAUCUGCUUUAGAAAGAACAUGAAAAUACUGUGAUAAGAUUUACAAAAUUAUGGUGAAGUUGUGGAAGGUGUAAACAGGAGCCAUGGUGUGAUCAGUAUGUUUGCUGGUGCUGUAGUAGCCAUUAUUUCUCUUUCUCAUCAAGAAAGGAGAAUUUGUUUUCAAUCCCAGUCUCCAUACCAUGUCACAAUUACAAGGCUGUUCAAAAUAAUGUGGUUCAGUGGCUUUCACAAUCCAGGUUGUUGACGAUGAAGUAUUACGUAUAGAGUUCCAGAUACAUUUUGUUUCAGACUUGAGGAAUUAUCUACUUUUUGCCAGUUUAAGAAACUUUCCUGGCAGAGGGUAAUAACUGUAUCAGCUGCAGGUACUGGUCUUCACAAGGCCAUGCCUUCUUGUUGUUUGCAAAGUAAUCUUUCAGUCUGAAGUCAUGUGAAUCUUGUUUGGAAAUUCAUCUCCCAUUCAAGUGGUAUGUGAUUCAAUCAGUGGUAGUUGGCAUCAAGUGUUCAGUGAAGCUGGUUGUUCCAAAAGUUCUGUAAGGCUCAUGCAACAGUGACAAUUGGAAAAUUGGUUACCAAAGAAUUAAAAAAGAACCCAUGUGAAAAGACUUGAUGAACUUUUUGUCUUGGAAUGUUUGCACUGCUGUGAACACAAGGUCAGCAAGGCAGUCGGAAGAAGACAUUACUUGAGGAACAUCAACAGCCUGUGACAGCAAAUGCAGUGGUGUGCAGCUGUUGUGUGUAGUUCCAAAAGCAAAUGUGGCCAUAAUCAGAAAAUAUCAAGAAGAGAGCAGGUUUCUCAAACACUAAGACUUUGAAAACUGUUGUACUAACUUUUACCAUGUAAACAUGACCUUGAUUUUUGUUUUUUUUUAUUGUUUUUGUUUGUUUUGGUUUGGUUUGUUUUAAUUGUUUUUUUUUUUUUGUACAUCAUUCUGCAAAAGACGCAUCAAUUUCUUAUCAUCAUAAAAUUUAUUUAAGAAUCUUUGAAUGUAGAUCUGUCCAAAAAAAUUUGUCUGGUUUUCAAAGCCAAAUCAAUCCUCAAGUUGUUUAUGCCAAAUAUUGUAACAAAGUUACUCAAAAUGCAGGAUUUAAAAGUUUGUGUGUAUACAACUUAACCCUUUAACUCCCAGUAGUGAUUUAUUUUGACCUAACAGCAAAUUCUCAUAACUAAUUAACAAGAAAAUGUCUAACAGCCAGGAGGGAGAAUAAACAAUCAAAUGGUGGGAGUUAAAGGGUUGAAGGCGAUCAGUGGUAGAUAUUGUUUUGAUAUAUACUUGUUCAUGUUACCCCUUAUUUGAUGAAAAUUAGGAGUGAAAUCCAUAUUUCUUAUGCUUUCAUUUGUGCAUGUGCAGGCCACUUUUUACCUAAACUAGCAAUCGGUGUUUUGAAUACCUAAAUAUGUGGAUAAAUUUUUGUGAAGAGAUGAGUGAAUAAUUACAAGCCCAAGGUUGCUGAAGGCUGUAGUUUCCAAUAUAUCUGUACUCAUGCCUUACUUUGAAUUCUAUGGUCUUGGCUUUCAAGGUAUUAGUUGUACUUUAAAGAUUGUUAUAACCAGUAAUGUGUGGUAUUUACAGGGUGCUAGUUUUUGAGAGCCCUUUUUCAAAGGUUUAGUUUUGGAGACUCCCAAAAUACAUAAAGCUGUACCAAAGUGAGCAAGGUCAGAAGUAGUGAGAAAAUCACUAAAAAUAGCAAGGACCAAAAUACACCAAUCAUUGCCGUUACAAAUCAACCAAUAGCAGCUAAGUAUCACCUGGUUUUAAAGGUGACAAAGAACCAGCUGACUUCAUUGCCAGAUCAAGACCAGAAGUCUGCAUUUGAAAAGUGGCACCAUAAAUCACCAGGAUGAACAGCUACAUCGUUUUUACAGAAGCAAAGAUGAUUUUCUUAUGAAAUGAAAAAUGUGAAAGCUUAAUUCUUGUGUGGACAAAUCAAAUGCAUAAACUAUUGGUAAAUUAAUUUCCAUUAUAGUGAUCAUUGGAAGCUUAGCAUCUGGUGUUUUUUCUGAUAAACUUUUGGUCUUGUUGAUUUUUACUCAAGGCUGUAUUGUGUAAUCUUUUUCAAAUGUGAGAACGCCAGUGAGAAACAUCUAUUUACAUUUUAACUUUUGGUCUCAGUUGGGCAUUAUCUUUCAGGUAAGGCUAUGUUCCCUUUUCUGACUCAUGUUUUGACUUCUUUAAUUUUUUCUUUGUAUCAAUUUCUUGGUUGAUUUUGUAUCUUUACUUUAGACAAUUUUUGGAAAUACCUAUGGUAUGUACAUGCUGGUUAGAAAUGGAGUGUCCAUUGUGAAAACAUGAAAUAACAAAUCCAGAAACUUUCAAUAAUCAAGUAGAACUAAUUUUGUAAACUUUUUAGACUUUUCAUUUAGAGUGGUCAAUUUGACUAAAUUGAUCUUUAAAGAAGGGUCAUUCAGCUAGGAAACAUAGUACAGGAUAUUGAAACUUCUGUUGGGAGAGAGAGUUUCAUGAGUUGCCACUUAGGGAUACACUUUUCGAGUAAUGCUUUAUUUCAAUAUGGGAUUGAAAGUUAAAAUUUUUUGUGAUAAAAGUAAAAAUUUAUAAGUUUUGUAUCAAAGUAAAUGCCGGGGCCAAAGCUUGAAUAAUUUUGAUGUUGAAGAAAUUGAGGAAAUAGAAUUGCAAAUAACAAAACUCUCUACAUAGUCAUAAAUUUCAAUCAAAAUUUACAAUGAUGGAUCUGUUUUAUGAAAUUGCAUUUUGAACAACCCAGGCUGGCUGGUUGUGAAGGAUUUGCUUGUUGUAAGCACUGUUUAUUUCUGAUCCAGCAAUGAAAACAAAAGAUUUAUUGACAGUCUGGGAGGCAAAUAAGCUACAUCCUGUCCACCAGAGAAAAGUGAGCCAUUUCUUUGGUUAAAAUAAUUAAGCCUUUGUUAAAAGUUUCUUACACACUUAAAGACCUGCACCAGGUUUCAGGGUAACAAGUGGCACAGUCACCCCAAGUUCCUUUGCCCCCAAGUAUGGUUUUGUCACCCUCAACUUGAAGUUGCAUUGUUUAAUGACUAUUGCUGUUUAGUUAUUUAAUUGGAAGAUUAUUAAUGCAAAAAAAACUUUCAAGUUGUAAUAAUAGUAACUUUGCAAUCCCAAUCAUGUGACAGCAGAGUGCAAGUCGAUGAAGGGUCCAUUUUGGAGGUGUUUCCAUGAUCACUCGAGAUGGGUUGUUAUGAAAAAGUUUUUGUUGUAAUUGGUGCAGGGUCACAUGAGAAAAUGUAAACCGGGAACAUACUGAUUAGAUUAAGUUCAGAUUUUUACAAUAGCUUAGCUACCCACUGUAAUAUUUUCUCAUUCAGAUCCAGCUUUAAUAGAGUCUCCUCCAGUUAAUGAAGUUGUCCUUGAAAAAGGCAACGUGACUUUACAUUGUAAUGCUACUGGUAAUCCUACACCAAACAUUACUUGGACUAAAGGUGGCAGUCUUUCAGUGCUACAUCAAGGGGAUAUUUACAGCAUUGUAAAUGUACCCAGAGAUGCAGCAGGAAAUUACACAUGUACAGCUUGGAAUGGAGUUGGUGAACAAAAGAAGUCUACUGCUGUCAUUGCUGUCCAUUGUAAGUUGAUUUUUUCUCAUGUUAAGAUUUUUAUAUGUUAUGUCAAAUAAUGAGAAUGGCAAAUCAUUUUCAUUUGAACCUUCUGUGGUACAUAUUAUUUUUGGUUUGUUGUUGUAGUUGUGUUUUCUGUCAUAGUUUAAACUUUUUGAUUUGCAUUGUAGAUCCUCCUUCUAUAAAAAUUCACAAAAAAGAGGUUAUAGUAUUUGAGGGACACAAUACCAGUUUGGCAUGCAAUGUAUCUGGUAAACCAGAACCUACUAUCACAUGGACUAAGCAAGGUAGUAGUAAGGUGCUCUCAAAUACUUCAUCAUUGGAUGUAGUAAAUGUAAGCAGACAUGAUGCAACUGAUGACAUGAUACAGUAUCAGUGCACAGCUAGUAAUGGAGUGGGAACACCAGCAACAGCUACUGUUAACAUCACUGUUUAUUGUAAGUACUAAAGGUUUAUUUUAUAUCUAUUACUACUAACUAAGCUGAAGUUUCUAUGAACUAUUGUAAAGAAAAACUUCUUUUUUUUUUUUUUUUGCAAAGCUACUGGAAACCCACAGUCAAACAUAAGUUGACCAAGGCAGAAGACAAUAAAACUUGUGUACUUUAGAGAGACCUUCUCUUUGUCAAUGUAACCAUGAUGGAUGACCAAACAGAAAACAAAUGCAGGGUCCUGGACUAAUUAGGAUUCGUUGAAGUGUUUGCUCUUCUUCCCCCAUGUAGUGUAAAAGCAAGGUGUAGAAUUGUUUGUUAUGGCACAUGAAACAUUUAUGUGCUAUGAUACUUGUGAUGAUAGGUAGCCUCUCAUAGGCAAGGAAAUCUUGAGUACUUUUUUGGUCCUUUUAGUGUGUACAUUCAUCACCUGUACAGGUAAAGACUUUGCAACGUUUUUGAGGUCUAUAUGAAUUUAGCUUAAAUAUGCUUUGAUAAUCACAGUGAUAUUAAUUUUUCCUUUUCAGAUACAUCUGCUAUUAAGUCUGCUCCAGGUAAUCAAGUUGUCCUUGAAGGAAACAACUUGACUUUACACUGCAAUGCAUCUGGCAAUCCUUCACCUAAUAUCACCUGGACUAGAGAUAAAAGUUCAUCUGUCCUACAUCAAGGCAAUAUUUACAAUAUUGUAAACAUACACAGAGAUGCAGCAGGGAACUACACAUGUACAGCUUGGAAUGGAGUUGGUGAACAACAGAAUGCUAUCGCUGUGGUUGCUGUACACUGUGAGUUUGUAGUUUUAUGUACAAAGAAGUAAUUCUUAAAUAUUCUUGGGUAAAUUUCAACAUUUUUUUCUCUAAAUGUACAUCACAUGGAAAGGGAUCUCUCUUUGAAAAUUGUUAGUAGUUGGUAUGGGAGAAAAUAUUCUCAUAUUAAGGAAUUAACUCAGUAUAAAUUGAAGGUGAAGUCAUGAAAAGAUUGCUCCAAGUAGCCUUUGCUGUGGAAUAAAAAUAAGUAAAGAGAUUUUUAAGUUGAGAUGUAACUGACAAACUUUUCUUGUGAUAUUUACCUUCAAAGUGAUCUGCUACACCUUAUUUUCAGAUGGUGCUGACAUUAUCUCUGCUCCCAAAAACAAGACAGUCCUGGAAUUUGACAAUGUUACUUUCUUCUGUAAUGCAUCAAGUAAUCCACCCUCACAGAUUAUCUGGACCCAAGAAGGAAACAGUACAGUUUUGCAUAAAGGAGAAACCUUUGUCAUUGAAAAUGUUUCAAGAAAACUUAAUGGACAGCGAUACAAAUGUAGGACAUGGAACAAUGUUACCAAAGAUGUGGAGGCACAUGCUCAACUCAGUGUCUACUGUAAGUAUGACAUCAUGGUAGCACUACAACAUCACUAGGAUAUGAGAAUUCAAAAGCUUGAAGUGCAUUGUAAGGGUUGAGCCAACGGUAGUAAUUUAUAUUAUUUUCUUAAACCACCUUUUAGAAAUGGACCAAGUGUAAUACAUAUAAGGAUGGAUGAAAUAGUUCUGACCACAUUGUAAAGUUGGGUUGAUCAUCUAGAAUGAAGUAGAAUGAUACACAUUGACAGAAAAGCAGAGAUGGUCAGUUUUGAGCUCGGUGAAGAAUUAAGAAAGAUGUUUUUUCGUCUUGUCACGAGCGUGGGACAAAGAAAAACUCUGAGUCCCCAUGAGGAAUCGAACCUCAGACCUUCGGAUUUGCGCUCCGAUGCUCUACCACUGAGCCACAAAGACUCUUCGGUGAGCGGGGUCUAUUACGAAGUUCUAAUGACACGCGUCCUGCAUACUGCUAGGAUCAGCAAUGUCGAUAGCAGUAUGCAGGACGCGUGUCAUUAGAACUUCGUAAUAGACCCCGCUCACCGAAGAGUCUUUGUGGUUCAGUGGUAGAGCAUCGGAGCGCAAAUCCGAAGGUCUGAGGUUCGAUUCCUCAUGGGGACUCAGAUUUUUUUCUUUGUCCCACGCUCGUGACAAGACGAAAAAACAUCUUUCUUAAUGAUACACAUUGCAAGCACAAAACUGUCUUUCAGUGUUUGGGGGUGUUUAUUGAUUGCUUUAAUGUAAGGUACCCGGUGUAAUAGUUUCUGAAUGUCACAUGUAAUUUAUGUUGUAUUUUUUACUGUUCAGUCUCCUUAAAGGUGUUUGUUAAAAAUUAUAAAAAAUGUUCAAGAUAGGUAUUGGUAUGUCGGUGUUUUCACGUAUGUGUUACAAAUUGCAUUCAUAAGUGUAGUAUUCGAUGUGCGAUUAAUUCAUGUACAUCUGAAAGUCUUGGAAAUUUUCACAAGACAAAUUGUUGGUCCUACUAAAUCUGUACGAUGUAAGUAAUAAUAAAAUCGUUUUAAUGGUUAUUUGUUAUUAAAAGAUGUAUUGUAAAGUUAAAUUUUCCCUUCAACGCAGCAUCUCAAGCAUAGAACUCGUUUGGAUUGUGAGACUUCUUGGACUUCCACUAAAACUUUUGACAUGUGUUGAAGCUGCUUCUCAACUUUGAACCACCAUGUAUAAAACAUCACUUCCAAAAAGUCAAUUGGUGAUUGGAUUGAUUGUGAUUGCUCUAGGAGCACGACAUGGUGUUACAUUAGUUGUGUUAUUAUAUGGAAUCCCUUGAAAUUGGCAAAUAACAUUUAUGAACGUUUGCGCUAUUAUGAGCGAAAUAGAGCUGCACACAUUUAGGAAAUAUUCAGCUCCCUUACCAAACCAAGGUAAACAAGAGCCUAUAUUCUGGCCGGAUUUGCAGUUCAGAGGGAACGAAUUAAAGGCCUUGCGGUUUUUAGCGAAACUGUUGUGGAGUGCUUUUCAUUGUUAACUAAACAUGGGGAGCUAUGAAGAUUAAGACUUUGUAAUUCCAAGUUCUCGCUAUGGUGCGAAGAUAAAUACUGUCCUUCUGUCCACCUUCAGUCUGUUAUUUAAAUACAUGUCGUUACUAUGACGAGAUCGCGCGACGGUGUGGCAUUUCGAUUUUUCAUACAGUAUCAUUUGUCCUCAAGAAGAUCCACCGUGAAAGAGUGCGAUUUGGAAACACUUAACAUAAAUUCGACGAAAACUUCGAUAUCAAGAUUAAUUUUAGAGAAAGAUGUUUUUCGUGUUGUCACGAGCGUGGGACAAAGAAAAAAUUCUGAGUCCCGAUUCCGCGCUCCGAUGCUCUACUACUGAGCCACAGAGACUACGGUGAGCAAGGUAUAUUACAAAGUUCAUGUGACACGCGUCCUGCAUACUGCUAAGAUCAGGAAUGUCGAUGGCGUCAUCUUUUAAAUCCAAGAAUUAACAAGGACUUUGCUUCGCAUGCUGUUGACGUCAGUUUUGAAAGCCAUGAGCUGUCAAAAUUAAAACUUUCAAAAGCUGCUGAGCUCGACAAAAUCCCUUCAAAACUCCUCAAAGACGCAGCCUCCGUUAUAGCCAAGCCAGUCACUUAUCUUAUAAACCGUCACAGUGGAAGGAAGCAAAAUUAACUCCAAUUUAUAAGACUAAGAGGAAGGAUGAUGAGAACAACUAUCGUCCAAUUUCGGUUCUCCCCUUAGUUUCUCAGUAAAGUGAUGGAAAGUGCAGUUCAAGUUCGAAUGUUUGCCUUUCUUGACGAAUACAAAGUUCUCUCGGUCUUUUAACCCGGUUUCCGUAAGAAGCGUGCCACCGGAACUGCGGUUGUCUACCUGGUUGUACCAUUAUACCAAAAUGUUUUCAAACUUAAUACCAAUUGGUAAGCCGCAUGAGAGGUAUGGCCCGCACCACGAGUCCUAUUUCUAUCGACCGCCUACAGGUGGAAAAUGUCAUGUUCUCUUGGCUCAUAUCAGCGCUAUGACUUUAUUUGUUUUUAUGGUGCUCCUGGUAACGCAAACCUUACUACAUCUCCCAGUAACACUGCAGUUCUCUGUAAAAGCAGCCUAGCACAACCACGAUCAUUUGUUUAUCUUUUCAUUAGCGUUUUUUUGUGUUGAGUAUUCACAAAAGCAGUGAAAGAAAUAGCUACUCUCUCAUUUGCACAGGUAAAAUACAGCACUCCAAGAGCUGGCACCGAUAGUAGAAGUUGACGAUAACCUUUGUCAUUUUCAUGAUUUGAUUCAUUUUUUUUUAGAUGCUCCUGGCGGUGCAAAACUCAUUUCAGUUCCCAGUAACACGACAGUGCUUCGCAAAAGUCCUCUCAAUUUAACAUGCCGAGCCGAUGCCAGUCCUGAAGCUAAAUUUGAUUUGUACUUUAACGGUAGACUCAAAAGGACCAACAGCUCGGGGAUUUUUAAUGUUACUGUGAUGUCUGAUGGUGUGUACACCUGUGUUCCUUUCAACAAAGUUGGUGCUGGAAAAAAUGUCAGUGUCAAUGUUACAGCUGUUGGUGAGUUAAAAUUCAGUUUAAUAUUCUCGAUUGCAAAAACCGGAAAGUCACUAACCAUGAACGAGUAGAAACAGUGAUUUACUUUUAUUUUUAUUUAUGCAAAUGUUUUUUAUGAUAAUUCCUUUUCUUUCGGUAAAGCUGGUAUAACUUUUUCAUUCAACAUUUGCAAGCAGUUGUGUUUGUCUUAACAUGUACACCCAUUAAGCCGUUGGGUCUUAUCGCUGAGUUUUUGUACACGAGCGACUGAAAGAAUCAAAGUCAUUUUGUCACAGCUCACGUGAUAGUACAAUUUUUGUUAUGGAAAUUGAUUGCUGUGUAAAUCGUGGAUAAAAUUAUCCCCAACUUCAUUAAAUUUUCCUAUCUAAAUAGACAGGGCUUAUCUUCAAAUGUCUGUUAAAUUACUAAUCAUAGUAAUUGUCUUCCAGAGGCGCCAUCGGUUUCAGUUUUACCUGAAGCAAUAACUAUCAAUGACGGAAAUAGCUUAAACUUGACAUGUAAUGCGUCUGGCAAACCAGAGGCCAGCAUUAAGUGGACCAUGGUUGACAACUCUGAAGUCCUAUCCACUGAUUCACGACUUACUGUGAAUGUAAGCAGACAGUCAGCAAAGAAAAACAUGAUCCAGUAUCAAUGUACAGCCAGUAAUGGAGUGGGAACACCCGCUACAGCUACAGUCAAUGUAACUGUUCACUGUGAGUAGCUAUUUGUAUAACAGUCUUGAAACUGCAAGAAAUAUUUAACAGUUAUUUUUUACAUCAUUGGAUGUAAGAAUCCAAGCAAAUGUGAAUGAAAUGAUAGCCUAAAGCUAUAAAAUUCACUGAGAUACUCUGGGAAACAAACCCUACAAACCUUGUUUGAGUUUCUGCUCUACUUGUUCGUGUCAGACGGCGUUCGUUUUAUGUUGUUAUUCUACAGAAACAAAACUCUCAGUAGAUUAUCCAUAUUGAACGUAAUUGGGUUUCGUAAUAAACGCAGAAUAAUAAGCGCAUACCUCGGGCUUUUUACAAAACCGAUGUUAAAUACAAUCCUGCGUUUAUCAAAUUCCGGUUGCAAAAUUCAUCAAAUUUUAACGCUGCGAUUCAAAUCUUCCUCUGCCUGCACGAGCCAAAUUCGCCUAUUUUCAAUUCCUACGGGCCUAUCCGCAGUGGCAGACCAAACAAGAAUUUUCCCGAAAAAAUCAAAGUAUAAAUUUUGUCAUGACAAAUUUUUGUCUCCUCUGUUGCAUCUGCACUAAAAAUUCAUUGUAAUUUAUUCAGUUUGGCUUUACGCGCCAUAACAUCAAACGUUUUGGUGGGACAUUGGAACAAGUUCAAAUGCUUUAACUUGUGGCGUGUUUCUUGUUUUCAAAUUUCGCUCAGAUGGCGGACGAAAUGAUGCUUAUGAUGAGCCUAGUAUUUAGGCAUAGACUUCUUAGACACCAAGCAAUUCUUUUAAUGAUUGAACACCGUAGAAGACGGAGACUCCGGGCACGUCGUCAACACAACCCGUACUUUUCGGAAACUUCGGCCAAGACCAGACUGGGCUUGGUUCGAGAUCCACUACAAUGACCAAACAAUUCCCGGGGAGUUUUUCGGAAAGCAACUGCGAAUGAAUCUUUGUACCUUCGAUAUUCUGUUGAAUGUUUUGCGACCUGCCGAAACACGCGAAAACACAAAAUUGCGAUACUGUAAUUCGCUGUAAUUCGCCAAUGGAUUAAAACUCCAAUUACCGGGAUUCAUCUUAAGUGUAAGUUGCAAAAUCUGUGAGUUCCGCAAAGAAGGACAAUUACUGCAAUCUUUUGGUAAACUGAACCCAGUGCAAUUACCACACUAAUGGUAGAGUUUACGACAAAUGACAGAUAAGUUUAUCAUGGUUUUGUUUAUUUAGUAGAUUUUGCCAGGCUCUUACUUACCUACUUCGGCAAAAAAUUGCUAAGUCGCGACAAACCAUCCGCACUUGUUAGGUGUUAGUGAUGACAGAAAAUUUGUCUAAAUAAACAAUUUUGUCGCUAGUGCGGAUAGGCCUUAUGAUAAGUCUCGCCUCAUAAUCGCUCAAUAAAUAUGUGCAUUUUAACGCGAUAGUUUUUGUUUACAAGGUUUUCUCCGCAUACAUCUGAUAAUAAAUCUCUGUUUUCUGCCUCCGAACGAUAUACCACGGAAGGCAUUUUAUGGACCGUACGUUUUUGACUGAUUGAAAUCAAAGAUAUGUGGCAGUGAGUCACAAGUUUUUUUUUUUGUCAGAAAAGUAUGGUUUUUCAUCCGUGAAAGUAAUCUACUGAUCGAUCCCAUCGCCAAUGUUAAAGUAAGACUAGUAAUAAUCAAAAAUUAGUAAAGUGCGUUCGAUCUCUAGUAAAAGUUUUUUUUAUUUUACUGAUGCGCAGAAAGAUCGGUGUCUUCAGCUAAAGGCGACCAAGAAAAUAUUUGCACAUGAGAUCGAGGCUAUUUGAGCCACAUGGCCAGCCAGCCAGUCAGCCAGCCAGUUCAAAAUCGCGCCCAAUGCCUGAAAUCGCAUGGCAUCACAAUCGAACCCCUUGGGACUGGUCCAUAAAACCCUCGAGGGUGAUUUCCGUAAAAACGACACGAUUAGUAUGCGUUCUCCUUCGUCGAACGCAAUAAUUGAAUUAAUUGAUAGAAAUAAAUCAAUCGGCCUUUAAACUUUAACUGUUCCUACGGUUGAUGUUUCUCAGUACGUUAACAAUUGAAGCGAUUUACAGUAUUAGGUUUGUGCUUUAAAUAAAUAUUUUAACGUUUACUCGAAAGAUAAGUGUAAAUUGUAACAAGCUUGGUUAGCAUCUAUGCGCAGCCCAGCACUUUAAGCCUGCAUACACUCGAUGCCAAACUCAAACUCAAUCUCGUUCCAUGUCGCUAUGUCCACACAUUACUUUACGCCGAUUAAAAACUGCCACGUAGCGCCUAUUGUGUAUUUUCCUGCGGAGGAAAAACUUAAUUGAAUUUCUGAUUCUGGCCCGUUUACUGCCAGAAUAAUUAUGAUGAGACUGUUUGGUGGGUCUUAAAUUAGUGUUUAUACCUGACAAUGCUAUUUUUUAAUCUCGUUAGUGGCAUCGAGCUACAUGUAAUUCCGAGUUCUCGCUAUGGUGCCAAGAUGAAUACCUUCUUUCUGUCUACCUUCAGUUUGUUAUUUAAAUACAUGUAGUUACUAUGACGAGAUCGAGCGACGGUGUGACAUUUCGAUUUUGCAAACAGUAUCCGGCAUUCGUCAAGAAGAUCCACCGGUAAAGAGUGCGAUUUGGAAACACUUAACACUUAACACUUGUGUUUAUGCUCAAUGAACGGCUUCAUUGGAAAGAGCAUACCCACUCUAUUUGUAACAAAGUCAACAGGCGUUUGGGACUUCCGGCACGGAUAAGAACUUGCCUUACUCUUAAGGCAGCGAAGUUUGUAUACAAAACCCUUAUUGAGCCAAUCCUGUGUUAUACCGACACUGCAUGGGGUGAACUGUCAGCCACCUCUAGCAAUACCCUUCAACGGUUACAAAAUCGUGCUGCCGCAUCAUUUUGAGGCGUGACUCCUCUAAAGACACUUCUAGUGUUUUAGGGUGGGCUCAGUCACAAAUGAAACGGAAAAGACACAAACGUGUUUUAGUCUAUAAAUGCUUAAAUAAGAUAGUACCCUAGUAUCGAUGUGACUGUUUUAUUAAAAACUACGAUGUACAUAGCUAUGACACUCCAAUAGAAGCGAUUUGGACCUGCCCAAACCGAAGCUGAACCUUGCGAAACGAACUUUUAAAUAUUCGGGCUCAGCCAUCUUUAAUUUGUUGCCUCGUUACAUUCAAAACGCGGGUCACUCUCUACCUUUAAAUUUUUGAUGAAUACUCGCGGUUUUUAACCUUUUGUAGUAAUUAUUAUUAUUACAUCCUGCAAUUUUAAAUUAAUAUUUAUUGUAUUUUUAAGUUAUUAUACUUUUUAGUCCAGAGCCCCUCUACAUACCAGCCUUACGACUGAUUGCGCCACCCUGGUGAAUUGAAGUUUACCUUGCUCCUUUACCCAAGGAGAGGGAUACUUUAGAAAAGCUUGCACUCUCUCUACCCAUACCUUUUGUACCAUUAUACCAAAAUGUUUUCAAACUUCAUACCAAUUGGUAAGCCGCAUAAGAGGUAUGGCCCGUACCACGAGUCCUAUUUCUAUCGACCGCCUUGGGGUGGAAAAAUUUUAUGUUCUCCUGGUUCAUAUCAGUGCUCUGACUUUAUUUGCCUUUUGUAGGUGCCCUUGGUAACGUAAACCUUACCACAUCUCUCAGUAACAAUGCAGUGCUAUGUAAAAGCUGUCUAACACUACCAUGAUCAUUUGUUUAGCUUUUCAUUAACGUUUUUUCGUGUUGAGUAUUAACAAAAGCAAUAAAAGAAAUAGGUACUCUCUCGUUCGCACAGGUAAAAUACAACACUCUAAGAGCUGACACCAAUAGAAGCAGUUGACGAUAACCUUUGUCGUUUUCAUGAUUUGAUUCCCUUUUUUUUUAGAUGCUCCUGCUGGCACAAAACUCAUUUCAGUUCCCAGUAACACGACAGUGCUUCGCAAAAGUCCUCUCAGUUUAACAUGCCAAGCCGAUGCCAGUCCUGAAGCUAAAUUUGAUUUGUACUUUAACGGUAGACUCAAAAGGAGCAACAGCUCAGGGAUUUUUAAUGUUACUGUGAUGUCUGAUGGUGUGUACACCUGUGUUCCUUUCAACAAAGUUGGUGCCGGAAAAAAUGCCAAUGUCAGUGUUACAGCUGUUGGUGAGUUAAAAUUCAGGUUAAUAUACUCGAUUGCAAAAACCGGAAAGUCACUAACCAUGAACGAGUAGAAACAGUGAUUUACUUUUAUUUUUAUUUAUGCAAAUGUUUUUUUUUAUGAUAAUUCCUUUUCCUUCGGGAAAGCUGGAAUUACUCUUACCAAUCAUCAUUUGCAAGCGGUUGUGUUUGUCUUAACAUGUACAUCCAUUUAGCCGUUGGGUCUUAUCGUUCAGUUUUUGUAGUCGAGCGACGAAAGAAACAAAGUCGUUUUUUCACAGCUCACGUUGCGAGUCUGUUAAACCCUGAGAGUACAAUUUUUGUCAUGGAAAUCGAUUGCUGUGUAAAUCGUUAAUAUAUUUAUCCCUAACUUUAUUAAAUUUUCCUAUCUAGACAGACAGGGCUUAUCUUCACAAGUCUGUCAAACCACUAAUCAUAGAAAUUGUCUUCCAGAGGCGCCAUCGGUUUCAGUUUUACCUGAAGCAAAAACCAUCAUUGACGGGAAUAGCGUAAACUUGACAUGUAACGUGUCUGGCAAACCAGAGGCCAGCAUUAAGUGGACCAUGGUUGACAAUUUUGAAGUCCUAUCCACUGAUUCACGACUUACUGUGAAUGUAAGCAGACAGUCAGCAGAGAAAAACGUGAUCCAGUAUCAAUGUUCAGCCAGUAAUGGAGUGGGAACACCCGCUACAGCUACAGCCAGUGUUACUGUUCACUGUGAGUAGCUAUUUGUAUAAUAGUCUUGAAACUGCAAGAAAUGUUUAAAAUCGUUGGAUGUGAGAAUCCAAGCAAAUGUGAAUGAAAUGAUAGCCUAAAAGUAUAAAAUUCACUGAGAUGCUCUGGGAAACAAACCCUACAAACCUAAUUUGAGUUUUUGCUUUACUUGUUCGUGUCAGACGGCGUUCGUUUCAUGUUGUUAUUCUACAAAAACAAAACUCUCAGUAGAUUAUCCAUAUUGAACGUAAUUGGGUUUAAAUAAAUUUCCCAUGAAAUCUCCAUAAUACGUAUAUUGUGGAUCAGUGUCGAAAUUGAAGUUUAUGUCCCAACUCUAGGAAACAAUGAAGUCACUCACCUCCCACUCAACUCACACCCUAACCGAAAUUGCUUUCUUUCCUUUGAAAACCCAAUGAAAUUAUAGAAGUGUUUUUUUGUUAUUCAGAUCCACCAAUGUUUCCUGACCCGGAGAAUGUAACAGUGAACGGAAAAGCUAAGCAAAAAGUGAAUCUUUUGUGCAGUGGAGAUGGUAGUCCUAAACCGACGAUUACUUUUACAGCGAUUCAUAUCAAUGGUAGUCGCCAAAUCCUUUCUUCAGGAAACAUCACUGUGAUAGUGGGACCUGAGGGUCCUUUCUUGUUUCAGUGUUCGUUAAUAAAUUACUUGGCCGACCGUACCAGGUGGUUCCACUUAGGUGGGUGAAUUUGAAACAAGGUAUACCUUAAUCUAUUUUAAAUACUUUUUUUUUUAAUUGUUAUGCGGAUAACCGGUAUACUUUCGGUCCCAGACCGUUCCCGGUUCUCCGUUCGCCGUUUUAGUAACCUCCCUUGAAGGUGUGCCGUAUCCUUAAUAUCCUUCAUCCAUUAGAACCACUGUUGAACAAACUUUAAAAUUUGUUUUAAAACAGGCAUCUGUUGCUGAGGACCACCCAGCACGCACGUCGCCACUAUCGUAGGACAACCUACGCAGAACGCAUUUUGCGCGAGAAAUACAACAGUUCAGAGCAGUUUAAGGGAAACUUUUCGUUGUGCAUUUGAAUUUCAUAUACAACUAAGUUUGUGAGCUGCACCUUUUAGUUACUGGCUCUUUAAAUUUUAAUGCACGCAUAGAUGAGACCAUACAAGAACAUAACUCACCUUUUUUAAAAACCUGGUGACCAUGAUGUAUUAAAACAUCAUGGUAGCCAGGUUCGAAAGGUAGUUUUUAAGGCAACUGCAACACUUCAUCGGUAACUUUCGGUCAAGUUUACUCCAUACUGUUCAUGAACGUAGCGGUUGAGAUUUGAAGAAGUAAAGGAGAUGCGUCAAAUUCAGACGUGAAAGUCAUGUUAUUGUGAGAUUUUCUAGAUGAAAUUUGUCUAUCGAUUGUUUCUGUUGCAAAAUUCUCAUCACCAAUUACAGCUUGGAGAGGCUUUAUACAAUAUUUAUGCACUCAUUGGUAUGAUCCGAUACGAAUCAAGAAGAUACUUAUCAGAAAGAGUCGUACGCGUGAAUUUUCCGCGACUUAUUCUUGGUUUAAAGGAAGCUCCAUUCUUUUUUUUUUUGGAUAGCGAAGAUAAGUAUACCAUUAGCGGUGAAUGAGUUAAUGAGUUGUUAUUUUGCUUAGUGAGGCAGAAACCAAGAGCACUUUAAAGUUUAAACCGAUUUCUCCUCUUUCCUUACAGUUUUAAAUGUUAUGAAGAUCGAAAUGACGAUGUCCAUCGAGAACAAAGACUGCGGAGAUAAUACUGAAGAAAUUACCAAAGAGACGAGUAAACUUGUAAGUAAAAUAAAGAAAGUUGUCUUUCGUUUUGUCAUGAACCAGGGAAAACGAUAAAAUUUGAGUUUUUCUUCGGCAGUAAAACACCAGACCUCUGGAUUUCGUUUUUUCUGAUGCACCACAUUUGAGACCAUCAAGCACCAUCAAGUUCCCUGUAAUGUAGCUUCUGUUGUAUAGCACAGGAAGGCGGAACCUUAAGGUCUCGGGUCUGCUUCCUCGCGGAGAACUAAAUGGACACCAACCUUCUUUUUUGCGACAACCCAGCUUAAAAUUGUCCAUUUUUCAUUUUCUAUUGCAGUGACUUGAAGUUUCCAUUCAGUAUGCUUUUCAUCCAUUUCAUAUUCGCUAGUCAAAGUUGUUAGAUUAACAUUUGCUUUACAUUAGGCACAUGAUUUCCAGAGUAGUGAGAAGUUGACGUAAAUAGAAAUUUUUGCUUUCAUUCCCUCACUUGAUCAUUCCAUCAUGAAGCACACCUUUUAAAUGAUGUAGAGUUUUUUUCUUAAAACCACUCCAUAAUUCUAUAAAAGUUUAUUGAAUUAACGUUUUUGUGGCUCGUUAUGGCUAAUGUCCAGAAGAAUGUGUUAGUACAUACACCUCAUUGACUUUACUGUCUGAUAUUUUUCCUCGCCAGGUGACUGACAUUUUAAAGAAAAGGGACAUACCUGUUGAGGACGUUAAACCUGUAGCACUUGGGUAUGAUAUCCUCUUACUCGUUUUCUGUGUGGGUCUGCUCAUUAUGUGUUAUUAAACAGAUCUUUUAAAUCGUAAGAAUAAAUCAUCUCAUGUAUAGGACAGUAGUGGGGAUAUUAAACCAACAGAAUUGUGGUCAUUAUUUCUAGAUUCUUCUUUGUUCAUUUUGGUGAGGGCAUGCAAAAUUUUAGAUUAAAGUUAUUUGACCGGAAAUGAAACACAUGACUUGAGGAUGGUGGCAAUUAAUACACCCAUUCCGUUCAUAGCGGACGUUACGGACGUGCAGCACGAAAAUGAGGCUAGUCAGUCCUUAGUUUACGGCAACGCCUUCAUUCUGCUGCGUGCCUGAAUGCAAUCAAAAAGGUUACAGAGGGGACAACCAUAAGAAGAUAUCAUAUUUUAAUUUUCUUACCGAUAAAACAAGACGUAUGCAGUGGCUGCAUGCGAUGAGGAGAGAGGAAGGAAAAGACUUACGCGUGACAAAGAAGAGCAAGGUGCGCUCUCGACACUUUAUCUCAAGUGAUUCGAGAAAUUCGCUCAAUGGAAGAGUGUAUCUAAAGGGUAAUGCGAUGCCCUCAAAUGGUUUCCGGGAUCGCCAAGAAAACGGAACGCUCCAGCAGUGCAACUUCCCUCAUAGGCUACGGAAAAGCAAAGAAGACGAAAUUAUCGACCAGCACCAAGACAUGCUGCUGUUCAGAUUCAUUCAAAGACAGUGAUACCCUGCAAGCGACAAAUGCGAGUGAGUUGAAGAAGGAUGCUGGGUGGAAAAGCGGAGUGGACAGCUGGAGCCUCCAGACCUUAAGCGUCAACUCUCAAGCACGGUAAAAAAGCUCCACGAAGCCGUAAAACGAAUAAAUGUACUCCUGUUUGGUAAAAUAUAAACAUAGUAAACACAUAUGACUUUGCUGGGGUAAGAUAGGAUUCAACAAAAAGUCUCCUAGGUGUAAAGCAAAAGUUAGACUGCAUCAAAGUUAUGGCAUUAUGUCAAUUGAUUUAGCAAAAAAUUCAGUGGCUGCUGGGGAAAUGAAAUUAUCAAAGAAGUAGCUCUGCCAUUAACCAGUUCUAAAUGAAAAUUAGGAUCAGAACAUGCUUCUGCGGGAGUAACUCUAAACUUUAAUUCAGGACGUUUCAUUUCUGCUAAUUCUAAUGGAUCCCUGCAUCCAGUGUCAUUUACUUAAGCAUCUGGCAAAGCACCAAGGAUUGCUAAGUCUUGACACACAACAAACCCUGAUUUGAGCUCUUGAACUGGAUUUCGAGUAGAGAACAUCUACUUUUGAUAUUGUAUCAAGGCCAUGGACUUACUGAGAACAGUUUGUCUAAAGGAGAAAGGCUUUGGAUGUAGGAUGUUCUGCUUAAGAGUAGAAUGAUUUCUUUUUCUGUUCACUAAUAAUCCAAAAUUUGAGGCAGUAAACCUAUAUUUCCUUUCAUUUUCCCAUGCCUCUGAAUCAGCUUGUGCAGUAGUUUUUUGUUUAAUUUCAUUCAGUUUGUCCUUGUCAACAGUUAGAUGUACUGAAAGUUUCUCCUCCAGUUCAUUAAUUUCAUUUGGGUGUUGAAAUUUUGGGACAUUAACAACAGGAAACUGUGGAAAACUCGAUCAGAUAGGCCUCGGUAGACUUGAAUCAAUUCGAGGCACAGAGUUUAUUUCACAAACCGCUCGAAAAUUGGCUUCAGUAAAAUUUAACUGUUAGCUUCCAUAUGAUCCUAGGUGGAAUUUCCCAAGUCUAGUCUCUAUUAUGUUGCUGUCACUUGUUCUGGGGGUCCUAAUCUGUGCCAAAGGCAUUGCAGGAUUAAUUUGAGAGACUUGCUGCUUGAAUUUAACUUCAUCAGCAAACUGUGUUCUCAAAUUAUAUCUGGCUUCGUUAGAAGGCAAUUGACUCCAAGCUCUUUUGGGGAGUCGGAACUAUCACUGAGCGUCGUUUUCUUUACAGAAAUUUCUAGAACAGGUUCUGGGUCAAGUGAAUCCCGCCACCUUAAAAUGGUGGGGCGAAUCGCUCUUUAUAAAACUAUGGUGACACUUGCACUCAACGGAAAAGUGCACUUGAUUGCAUGCACCGAUACAUCGCUCAAAUGUUCAAUUCCUGAAUACGUUUUGCCUUUCUCAUCCUAGUUGGGACUGCGUGAGUCUCACUGUGAGGAUAAAUUUGCUUUCCAGAUCUUGAUAUAUGUAUAUUCAACUCAGCUCGAGUGAGCAUGGGCAUACGCAACAGGCUAGAAGACCAACCGUCUUCAGGAUAUUUAAUUGGCUGUAUUGAUGAUGCGACUCCCUAGUCUACAUAACCUAUUUGCUUUUCUUUUCUUUUUGAAUAAAUUUUAUCCUGAUCUGAGUCAAUAAUAUUCUUGUAGCGGCCUCUAAAAAUGUAUUCUUCCAACCUACGGUUUUGAGAGACAAAAUUUAAUUGUUUAAACAGUUAUUACUUUCAUAACCUCAAAGUUAUCAUAUAAGCUAACAAGAAGCUGCUUUCAACAACGUGGUUUUCGUAAAUUCCAAGUUACCUUUUUACGUAUUCUGCUUUUGUUUUGAGUCCUUUGCAAGAGUCGCCACGACAUCGAGCCAAAAUUUCGCUCUUCAAUUUUAUGCCGAGAAGACAUCUUUCCUUCAAGGGAAGCACCUGGAAUAUCUUCCUCUGUGAGCUUCACAGCAUCACCAGAUCCUCCAGAUGCGGCCAUAUUUUAAUGAAUUUUCCUUGCGGCGCAAGGACUGACUAGCCCCGUUUUCGUGCAACUCGUCUAUGCCUUCCGUCGUUUCUGGAAUGGGUGUAUGAAGACACGAAAUUUACUACCUUAGGCCCUUUAUGUACUGACUAUACCGUGAGGUUGAUUUAGAACCACAACAACUAAUGCCAUUCUUUAUUUGAAAUAACACGUGGAACCUGUCGCAAAAGUUAGUCAUACCCCACGCAAGCACAAAGCAGCGAUUGGAGUUUCGGCCAUGAUGAGAUUUUUUAAUUUGCUUCCUUAGGGAUGAACUAUGUCCCAGUGAUGUUUUAUGUCAUUGACUACGUUCUUAUGUUCCCAUGAGAAUCUUAAGGUGGAGUCUCUGGCACAGAAAAUAAUAGAGGUGUAGCUGCAUAAUUAUAUGCUAAAGACCAUAUUUGGGUUGAAUUUUUAAAGGUUUACCUAGCCGUUCAUUAAGAGUGCUAAAAUUGGACUCUGGAUGCGCCAUUUUGAAACCAAAUUUGUAUCAAAAUCACAACGCGUGGCUCAGAAACAGCUGCGUCCCAGUUUACCGUGAAAAAAAGGAUCUUUAUUCUAAUUUUAUAUGGUCCUCUAGUAUUGCCUCCAUUUGUUGAAAUAGAUAUUUAAGAGAUAAAAGAUAUGGUUAAAGACUUAUUUCCGAAACAGGUAGUGGGCCGGGAUGUUAAACAAGGUUCAUAGUGACGGCGUUUGAAGUCAAUUUUCAUUGGAAAAAAAAAAUUUUCGGGGAAGGGGGAGGGGGGGUCAUUUUGCUGUUUGGAUUCUCAAAGUGAGGUCAGGGAAGUUACAGCUUUUCGACUUGUUGUAGGCCUGUUCUCUGUUCCCUGUUCCUAUUAUUAUGUUGUUUCAACAUAUGCUAGAGUCGUAUCAAAAAAAAGUCGAGCGGCCAGGAAAAAAUUGUGUAGGGCCUCUGGGCCCAUAAAGGGGGUAAGUUUCUAGAGAAAGUGUGGUGCUGCGUCGGUGAGAGAGUAUUGUAGGUGUCAUUUGGUAUUAUAACUGAAUUGAUAACGUAAAUUGGCCACCGUAAAGAUUUUCAAAGCUGGCUUUUCGAGCGUUAGCCCUUUGUCAGAGCGAUAGGGGCUACGGGCCCAUAGGCUCGGUAUGCCCUUGACGGUUACUGUCAUAAUUCCAUAUUUACUUUGUGAUAGUAGAGACAAAGAAUUUGUGGUUUCUGGGAAAUGCUUUUGCUUUAAGGUCCAGUGAAGUUUGGAGAGCGCAAGAGAAGCGUAAGAGUUGCUCGAGGCGCAGCUCUCUCGAGUUUUGUAUAACAGCUUGCAGACACAAAUUGUGCCCAAAAAAAAGAGUUUAUUACAACUGUGUCGGUGUACCUGGUAAUCGUGUUCCACCUGAAAACUAUGAAUAAACGACAAGGCAAAAAUGACCAAGAAGUAUUUCGAGACCAAAUCUUUAUUAAAAAGAAUUGUAAAACGAACGAAUUUCUUGCAAGAACGAGACCACGUAGUGGGUUCAGCAUGCUUGAAUCGUUGUUUACUAGAAUUAGCGGUCAGAAAAUUGCAUAGAUUUGCCUUGAAAAUUUUUAAAAUUCUGAAAUUGUGCGGUUUUAAAAUUAAAUUCUGAACAAUAUACUUUUACGAAAUAUCAACAGCUAAAAAUAACAUCAACGGUUUUAAAAAACGAACCGAAAAACUGAAAUAUUUCUUGCAUUUAUGAGACCCAUGAGGUAGAUUUACCCUGCUUGAAUUGUUGUUUUACAGAAUUUAUGACCAGAAAAAUUCCGUAGCUUGUUUUGAAAAUUCUGAACAUUGUACGAUUUCAAAACAUUGAACAACGCUUUUGGGACAUAUCAACACUUCAAAAUAAUAUUUACCGUUAAAUGAAGAUUGCCCAACGUCGUAAAGCCUCCGUUGAAGUCAGAAAGCUUUUGUUUACAGCCAUAAUUCCCAUCCUGUUUGGGAAUGAAGUAUCGUCAACUCCAAAACUAAUUUCGUCGCUUGAAAGAACUACUUGCUCAUCGCUUUUCGAAAUAAGUAUUAUUUAGCUUAUUUUCUUUUCAUUACGAGCUCCAAAAGGUUUAUCUCAAUCGAGCGGGGAAAAAAUCUUUGAAACCUCGCGGCUAACUUUCAGUCGGAGUGAAAUUGCCCACGUCAUAUGCUGGAUGAACGGCCAUCCAGUACAUAAGGAUUUUUACCAUGCUAUCUCCUUAGGAAAUAGGUAGGCCUUGCGCGCGCUAAGAUAUAAUAUUUUAAAAUAUGUUUCAGGAGAUUCGUGGAGCUCGAGUGGAAUUUGUUCUUGAGUCAUAAUGAAAUGACGAUAUGUCACUGGAAAUGAAUCUAUUUUCGCGGGAACAACUAUUUCUUUAAGCAUUUCACAUAAAGAAAAAGGUUUUCAGUAAAUCAUUGAGGGGAUUUAAACGUCUCAGUGCAGCACGGUUCUGUCAUGGCUUUCAUAUAUUUUUAUCUCACCUUUCUAUGUCGGGGUUUUUUGUUUUUGUUUUAAUUGUUUUGUUUUGCGUUAUACGAGUGAACUUAAUGUGCGUACCUGUUUUUCGUUAUUCUUAUUUUUCAUGUCAGGUGUGGCAGUGUAAAAGUGUACUUCUCACUGACCUUUAGUCAAAAUGUCGAGCUCGAAAACGUGUUGACGAUUUUGAUGAAGGCUGCGGUAGAGAAAAAGUUUGGUGACUUACAAGUUGAUCCGAAUUCCAUCCGAGCAAUUUCACCGGAACAGAUCCCUAAGACACCUACGCCUACGUUUGCGCCUACGCCUACGCCUACGCCUACGCCUACGCCUACCAAUGUUGACAAGGGAAAUUCUGCAGGUGCGCUUAAUUUCUUGUUCUCACUAAGACUUUACACAUAUCACGAAGAGGAAAUAAACAUUUUUUCCUAAUAUCACUAGUAUCUUAAUGGACACCCACAUUCCCUUACAUUUUAUUCUGGUAAACCAAGGUGUAUUUUCAGUUGAUUGAAUACGAAAGUUGUACAAUAGCUGCCGGACUUAUUUUUUGGUUAAUAUAUCGCGAGCCACUAAGAUGAAGGUACUACUGUUUUACUCGAAACCAGGGUGAUCACUGGUUACUUGAUCAGUCUUCAGUGCAACUGUAUCUGAGUUUUGAAAACAUUGUUUGACAUUGUAUUUAGUUUAUUGGGUCUUAACAAACCAAAGGAAAAAUAUCAAAUGAGAAUGCUGCGGUUGAUUCCUGCAAGGCGGCCUGUAAGUUGGGUGAUCACUUGUUUUAUCUUUUUCAGCGCCAAAAUGCGAAGUUUUUAUCCCAGUAGGCAAUUGUCUACAUAAGUUCUUGUUUAUUACAAACGCUUUAAUGCUGUUCAGAAAGAAAUGAUCUUCAGUCGCUUAUCUUUUCAUAGUUAACCCCAGAGAAUGUCAAUGUUACCAUUUCUUGUACAUUGGAAGUUAUGGUGAAAAAAAGUUUGAAAGAAGAUUUUUUCAUUUGUCACAAGCUUGGGACACAGGAUAAUCUGAAUCCCAACAGAUUUCUGAAUCCCCAACAGAUUUAUAAAUCCUUUCAUUGCGACGCACACUCUCUCACAAGUUUUUCUUUUGUUCGAAAACCGAGUUUGGUGGACGUCAGUCGAUGCUUUUUUUUUACCUUAGAAGGCUUCUCGUCGUUUUAGGAGUUUAAGAUGACGGAGGGCUUAUGUGUAGGUGCAUUUAUUAUAGCUCUUUGAAAAGGGUAUUUUGUCCAAUCCUCACGUAACUCACGGAAACAACUGUUUGACGUCAACAGGAACUCGGCAUUUGAUUGAAGAACACCUUGUUAGCGGUGACCGCUAUUGUUAGAUUUUAGAAAAGACACUUUUCCUAGCCAGUUAGUAAGGUUCCAUCAAACACGUUUCUCUUUAAAUGCGUAGCACAUUAAACAUGGAACAAAAAGCUUUUCUGUGGAAGAAAAUUUCCUUUUCCGCAUUUGUUACUCCCUAAGUUGCAAUGCUGUGUAUACAGUAUACAAGGAAACGUAAAAAAACAGCUAACUAAACAUUUUUUUCGCUCUUAGUGAGCAAGGGUUUAAUUUUUGGCCUGACUGCUGCGGGCGUCAUCUUGCUUUCCGGGACAUUUGCUGGUGUCAUCUACUUCUUUUACAAAAGAAGGAAGUGUAGAAAAGAUCCCAGGGGUAAGUAGGGUUGAUGUUUGUAUCAAUUUUCAUUGUGACUAGGUAUGAGUGAAGGGCUUUAGCACAUUGAGUUUACUUUAAGAUGAAAUUAAAUCAAAGUCGACGUACUCAACUUAGAUGAAAAGUGCAUGUAACAAACUUUUCAGUUUUGUAAGGAAUGUGAGUACUCUGAAUGUAUGUAUACACUCAGAAUUGUUACUUUGUGUAGGCUGGAAAAUCGUUUUGCAGGGUUAAUGAUAAUAAUACAAAGGGAUGAAUUGUUUCAAGAUAUGAUACCUUCAAUGCUCUUCAUUUUAUUACCAAGUCUUCUCAAAUCAUCCUAUUAAGUUAAUCUGUAAGAAUCACCGUGGACCACUUCGGUAUACUUUAUUGGCCCUUCCCACGCCCCCUAAAUUUUCUGCAUGAGUAUUGUUUAAGCUCUUUAAUUUUUCUUAAAAGAAUUACGGGUCUUAAGAAAAAUUAUAAACAUUGCUUUUCAAAACUUUGGAACCAAAGACAAAAUGUAUAGUGGGCACUUGGACAGUACCGAAGCAAGUGUUACAAAGAAUAGUUGUCUUCAUGCUGAUAUUGAUGCUGAGCAAGUCUGUUAUUGUACAUAUAUGUUACAAGCUAACCUUUAUUUGUAUUUUUUUCCAAAUUUUUUUUUUAAAUAACAAGUUCACAGUAGCAGGUCUGAAGAGAGACCAUGGUAAGUUUAAAACAGGUGUCUGUUUCUUUGUUCUGAGGUCGUUGCACCAUUAUGUACGAAACAUUCAUCAGUGGGUGUGGCAAACAAUAACUCGAAUUUACACUACUGUUAGUAUUUGCGUUAAUGGGAACAGGUGGCUGCAUAUUUUCUGAAAUUUUUCUUGAAAAGUUUUGCGAGUGUAACUGUAAAUUAUAGCAGCUUACUGUAGUCAAUACCAAUUCUAAAAUGAAUUUGGCUCGAAAAAAGUUUGUUGAAAAUUUUCCGGUCCCCUUCGAGAUUCAUCAGUCCUUUUGUUCAAUUGUUUUUGAAGUCGUAGAGAAAGGAUAGAAGUUAUCGGUUUAUAAUUAAAAAUUUUUAUUAUUAGUAUAUAUUUUUUUUCAAAUUUAAAACUAUAUUUUACUUCUGCGAUAUUUAAGUUUGUGAACAAAUGAUUAUUCUUAUUACUCAGUGGCCACUCAUAUGUGUUCGAAUUGUUGACUAGGUGACGUAUAUCUUAUUUUGAUCGAUUUUAAAAUGGCUGUUAAGCAGAAAGUUUGAUUAUUGAUUGUGUGCCAUUGUACUGUUGCUGUUUCAUUUACAUCUUUGGUUUGGAAACCAUACUGAAUCGUAUGCAAUUGUUGCAGUUCGCUGUCACAGAAUGAUUAUUGUCAAGUCAAUAACGGAUAUGCAGAGGCGGGUCCACAGUCCACAAAAGUAGCCAACUUAGACCACCACCACGGAGAGGAAGGUGCUGCCGCGGUACCUAAUUAUGCUGUUGUGGUAAAGUCCAAAAAGAAAGAUAAAAAGAAGGAAAAGAAAGGUGCUGAAAUGAAUCCAUGCGAAGAUGAGUAUGCUGUAGUGGACAAGUCAAAAAAGAAGACGAAGAAGAACGAACCAGAUGCUACUUACGCUGAAGUCGACUUGGUAAAGAAGUCGAAAAAGGUAUGCUGACCACUGCUUGUUUUUUUUAAGUUAUUUACUUACUUAGUUAAGUUUUAUCCCCACUUUACAGACAACCCUACAUUUUGUCCUUUAUUGAGUUUUUUUUCAAACUCAAUAUUAGCGUGUAGAGUGGUAUGUUGCUCGCAUUAAUCAGAUCGCCGCAUAGGGGUAUGCAUCUAGCACUAAUCAGAUCGCAGCACUAGGAUUUGUAUCUCGCACCAAUCAGAUUGCCGCAUUAGGGUAUGUAUCUUAUACCAAUCAGAUUGCCGCAUCAGGGUAUGUCUCUCGCACCACUCAGAUUGCCGCAUUAGGGUAUGUAUCUCGCACCAAUCAUAUCAUAGCAUUCGGAUAUCUUGCACCAAUCACAGCGUUUGGGUAUUGUUUUUUUUGCAAAUGAUGUCAUGGAAUCAGGGGGCUGUGCACAAGGAAUGACAUUAACCAGAAAUUUUGGGCUGAAUUGAUAAGUGUAAUGGUUUGUGGCCUUCGCGAAAGCCUCGUUGAUUAAGGUCGAGAUUUACCGGGAUUGGAAAGGGUCGCAUUUAACUUUUUAAAUCAUUUUCAACUUAAAACGUUUUUUUUUUCGCUUCUUUACUCACAACGCACACGCUAAACAUCUUAUAUUCCGUCCAAAGUCCAAUCAGAACAUACCUAAUCAUUGCACUACAUGAACAUUAGGCAAUUUUUCACGUGCUUGAAUUGUAUUCACCAAUCAAAUUCCAUUUUGCCUCUUAAAAAUUCGCUCCGUCACGUGUUAUUUCCUUGUAAACAACCUAUAUUUUAUCACGUAUUCUACCCGCACUGUCCAACCCCAACGAAAAAAAUUCACAUGGAACUAUCUGAUUGUGAAUUUUCCUUGUAAACAACCUAUAUUUUAUCACGUAUUCUACCCGCACUGUCCAACCCCAACGAAAAAAAUUCACGUGGAACUAUCUGAUUGUGAAUUUUCCUCGCAAUUCUCCCGCGUUUUGACUUUUUCUACGAAUAAAAUUCGCUUUUGGACAAAACCCAAUCGCGUGUUAAUUCCCUCUGAACAACCUGCAUUUUAUCGCGUAUUUCAAACACACACAGAACAAACUCUAGAUAGGCAAAAACCGAUCAAGGGGCCCUCUUUGAAAUGUUAUCCUUUUCUCUCGUUCAAUGUAUCUUCACUUACUUGAGAUCGCAAUCUAUCUUUGGUUAGGGUCAAUUGGAGAUACAACAGUUUCAGUUUGCUUUUCGUAGUAAAAUUACGCGGUUUGGUUUUCUCUUUCUUAUAGCAACGGCAGUGAGCGAAGUCCCUUCCGCAAUCGUUAUUUGGUCUCGUCUCGCAACGCGCUCUCUCUCCAACAAGGAAUAGAUGGCGUUGUGUGACGAGACCAAACAACGGUUGCGAUUAGGAGACAACAGUAAGCGUAGCACUGAUGUAUUUUUAUUUUUGCUAUUUAGACAACAGUGACAAUAGACCACAAAGUACCUGUGCGAGUUUCAAACAAACUAGUUUUUUGCCCUUCUCUUUGGGUGAAACAAUGCGAAUUUUCGUUCUUUUGAGAGUUAUGCUCUUUUUCUGUUACAAAAAUGAAAGCAUCAGGUGCACAAAGUGUCCCAUCUCAACCCACCCAGCCAAAAAAAUUAACUCUUACAUGCUACGCAUGCCUAUGUUUUAGUAUACUAACUUCUAACCUUCUUCUGUUUAAAAAGAUAUGACUUGACAGUUCCCCAGUUUCUUCCCAUCCAUAUUUUAAUUUUUUUUCAUUAAUGGUUAUUUAUUUCCUUUUGUAUGAACAAUCUAGGUUUUAUGUGAUAAUUUAUGUUUCUCAAGGAAAAAACACCCCUUUCAUCUUGUAGCACUGUCACCAGUCAUUCCGUGCUCACGUUCGUUUCGUACCCAGUUACGUCGAUGCGUACCCAGUCAGUUGAGUCGUUUCGGACCCCUAUUAACAUGGUAUGUUUUCCAUGUUAAGUAUGUUUAAAGUAAGAAUAGAAUGAACGAAUCAACGAGAAUAAACGAAUUUAUUCCUGCUAAUAGAAAAGGGAGAGAGAAAUCAUACUUACACGGGCUGUUGUUGAUAAGAAAGUUGCAAGAUAGUGAAAAUAGGCUGGUCGAUGAAAAAUAUCACACUUUGCGGUUGGCAAUAAUUUAAUGUUUUUGUUAAGAAAGUCACAGAUAUACACAGCAGAAUUUUGCUUGUAUUUUACUUUUCUGACUCUACUAACUUGUCGUAAACAAUAAUCAACAUCCGGUUACGCGCUCCCACGCGAGGUAUUUCAAAUGAAUGAAUAUUGGGAUGGUACGAGUCGACCAGCAGCUUGGGUACGAAUCAGCACAAACUGGGCACAAACCAUCUGAAUAGGCUAAUUUCGAAUUGUUUGUGCGAGAAAGUCUGUUAAAUAGUUUUAGCAUUAAGCCGAGGCUGAGGGGAAUAGGAGACGUCUUAAAAUGGCAGCGAAUGAUGCCUUCUUCACAAAUAUGAAGGUUCCAUAGCUACGGAGUUUGUAAAGGAAAGGGACAUUCAAAUUUUUAAUUCUAGGAUGUGUCUUCACGAUUUGUUUAGUCUCGAAGUGUUCGGAGCAUAUAUGCAAGUUUUGAUGGACGUUAACUCCUUAUUAGCGUGACGACAGAAGACACUCCACUUCUUUCUUAGUCUCUCUUAGCCCGGAAACUGGAAAAGUUGAGGUGCGGCCUUUUUUAAGAGUUAUUUUUGCACACAGAGAUGGCACAAAACUCCAUAUUCGACUGACAGUCACUCCGAUCUUGAUUUCAAAAUAAGCGUGUAUUCCUCUCAGCCUCGGCUUGGUGCUGAUAAUUAGUUACCGAAACUAGCCGAUUUUGGUACGAAACGAUUGGGUACUGAACGACUCGUUUCGAGGAGUUCCACAUUAUCUUACGUCUAUUGUUUUUAACCACACAAGCCCAAACCGGGGGAAGUUCUUUAUGCUGAUUUGGGUGAAUUCCAUCAUAUGAAGAAAAUGCCUGAAAUAUCCACCUCCCCCAAAACCCUGCCUCCGAUCAAACGGCCGGACCCUUAUGCUGAGACACAGUAUGCUGACAUCACCCAGUUUCUAAAGGGAAACCCUGGAGACGCUGGUGCUGAGCCUCCCAAAGACAGUACCACCACAGCUGUUGGCAAGGAGGAAUCCUUAGCUGGGAACACAGGUGAUGGUGCAGAAGGAACUAACGAGACAGGAUUUUAGUUUUAACUGAGGUCGUAAAACGUUGGAAGAGUUGCAGAUCUUUUCGUGAGAUAAUGGUGAUCGUAGCCUUAGUGGUCAAUUCUCUUGUUUUGUAGUUAGUUUUUGUCUCACAUGCAUAAAAAUUUUGUUAUUAUGUAGAAUAGAUUUUGCUUGAUGUAUUUUUAUAAGACCGCAAGAGUAAUUGUUGAGAAACACGUAUGCAUGCUAUUUGUUGCUUCGUAAAAUCAAGCACAUCCAUAUUUUUUCCCAUAUAGUUUUACCUUAUUGUUUUUGGUUUUGGCUAAUCAUUUACUUAUAUUUUUUUGUAAUUUAAGAUGAGAACUUCAGUAAUUGUCUUGCUUAUAAUCUGUUUCGUAACAUAGUUUAUACAUAGAUGAAUAAAUAUACCAAUAUAACGGAAAGCUAGCAUUUUCUCGAAAAAACCUCUCAUCUAGCACAACUUGCAGCUCAAUUGUAGAUAUUUUUCCUUAAGUUCUCGUAAAUAUAAUCAAUUCACUUCGUAACGACCAUAAUGCUUGACGAGGUGUAUAUUUUGAUUUUGUUAGGAAAACAUUUUAACAUGCGUAGUCGAAAAUUGGAAGGUGAAGAUUUGGUUAUUAUAGGGCACAUGCCAAUAUAAAUCGAAUUUGUUUAAGAAAAUAGACAGUUUUGGUAACGUCAAUCGUUACCAAUUUCUAAGACUUUUUUCGCAAUGUUGAACGAAUUUUUAGAUGCUUUUCUUAAUCCCGGUUUUUUCUUCGCCAUGUGACUGUUGUGGGGCAGUCUGUAUAUCGUGGCAUCUACUUCGUUGAGCUGAAAUGCGAUCAGAUUAAAGGAUCAUAUGCACACCAGCUCUUUAUGAUCACAGCUCAGCUGUGAAUGCAUAUGUGUUUUGUCAACUACAAAUAAUUAGCAGACGUAAAACGUCAUUGGUAGCUAGAGUUGAUUUUUUUAAAAUAGAAAGUAAGUUGGUUUCGCGGGUAAAAUAGCUGUUUAAUUAGUUCUGACAAGGCACAAUCUUCGUUGUUCUUUCGGGAUCAAAAUGCCUUUUGCCUUGUUUUCGUUUUUGACAUUGAUAAUUAGUCAGAAAGGUUAAAAGUACUGUUUUUUUCUGCCCUGCACCGCAGUGUGGGAUUAUUUAACCUUAUCUCGUAUUUAACAUGUAAUUUAGUAAUAGACAUUGACAAUAAGUGGCAGACACGUAUGAAAGACCUUCUCCUGAGUAAGGACUAGAAAGUCACCUGUUACUUUGCCAGUGUGCAAAUACAGAUGUUGAGUAAUCACUAGCUAGUCAAAUGUGCGGAUGAUUUUGGUUUCAUAACGAGAACUACUUGGUUCCUCUGCCGGGUAAAGCGGGCUGCCACACUGUCUAGUGUCAUCUUAUUCAUUUUUUCCAGCAUAAUGCUUUUUCGUAGUCUGAUUGAUACGAUGCUUAUUGAUUCGCAAUGAAUACCACAUGUUACUAUAAAUUAUGUGGUCUUAUUAACGAGUGUUGAUUUUUAUAUUAUAAUCACGUUUUUUUGAGAAGCCGAGAGAGCUCAGAUGUGUGGUAUAUGUGCCCACAGAACUGACACCAUCCAUAACACCGUUUUGGUAAUGAACAGAUACUGUUCACAAACCUUCAGCGGUUUUCCAAUGGCGAAAACCAGUAGACUUAAUUCAUCGAAAGUCCCUAAUGUGAACACACCUGCAGAGUGUAAUAGAACACUCAUGGCGACAGGUGAACAAUGGUUUUUGAUGCAAAUUGGUUUUUCCAAUCUCUCUGUGCCACUUGUACCAUACAUUUGUUUUUCUUUUGGUGACUCUGAUACUUUUUACUAUAUCAACAUAUGUAACCAACUGUAAUACUCAUUAAAAGCUUAUAAAUGUUA
This is a messenger RNA of Pocillopora meandrina, 40062 nucleotides long. The record is from the annotation of a GenBank genome assembly. Lineage: Eukaryota; Metazoa; Cnidaria; Anthozoa; Scleractinia; Pocilloporidae.